This is a messenger RNA of Olea europaea var. sylvestris, 1621 nucleotides long. Its product is annotated as hydroxyproline O-galactosyltransferase HPGT3. The transcript has 12 exons. The record is from RefSeq and is a predicted model, not a curated record. Bases 256 to 1308 code for a protein of 350 amino acids. Gene Ontology annotation, molecular function: hexosyltransferase activity. Lineage: Eukaryota; Viridiplantae; Streptophyta; Magnoliopsida; Lamiales; Oleaceae. Gene Ontology annotation, cellular component: Golgi membrane.
AUUUCACCACAACUUCUGUGACGAAAUAUGAAAUUAUAUUGACAAACAGCGCUACUGAAUAUGGACUCUCUGCCAAAGUCAAGAAUUCUUCAAAUCAACUUCGAUGAAUCAAAUUCGAUUCCAUUUUGGACUGUUAUAUUAAUCGUUCUUCCUCAAUUAGCUAAUUCUUAAACAAUCAUCGCGGCUGUAUUUUAAUGUUUUCUUUCUCUCUUUCUACGCAAUUUUUCGAUCGUAGAUCAAUCAAUAAGCAAAACAAUGGAGAGCAGCUUACCAUUGACAGCGACGUCGUCGUCGAAAUCGGAGAGGCGAUCGAAAUCAAAGAAUUCUCAGACCACCUCGAAAACCUCUCUCGUUAUGGCCUUUCUCUCUUGCCUCGCGUGGCUCUACGUUACCGGACGGUUGUGGCAAGAUGCAGAGAACAGAAUGCUACUGUCUAAUUUACUGAAGAAGAAUUCCUUGCAGCGGCCCCAGGUGCUUACUGUGGAUGACAAACUAAUGGUCCUAGGAUGCAAGGAUUUGAAAAGGAGAAUUGUUGAAGCUGAAAUGGAAUUAACACUGGCAAAGAGUCAAGGUUACCUUAAGAGCCAAGUGCAGCAGAGUGGUUCCUCUUCUGGUAAAAAACUGCUUGCUGUUAUUGGAGUUUACAGUGGUUUUGGGAGUCGGUUGCGGCGUAAUACUUUCAGAGGGUCUAUGACAUCAAAAGGUGUUACUUUACAGAAGCUCGAAGAAAGAGGGAUCAUUGUACGAUUUGUGAUUGGUCGAAGUCCUAACCGCGGUGACAGCUUGGACCACAAUAUUGAUGAGGAAAAUCGCGUGAGAAAGGAUUUUUUGAUUCUUGAUGGUCAUGAGGAGGCUCAAGAAGAAUUGCCCAAGAAAGCAAAAUUCUUCUUUAGCACAGCAAUCCAGACUUGGGAUGCGGAGUUCUAUAUAAAAGUUGAUGACAAUAUUGAUCUUAACUUUGAUGUGUUGAUUGAACUUAUCAAGAGUCGACGUGGUCAAGAUGGUGCUUAUAUUGGAUGCAUGAAGUCUGGAGAAGUAGUUUCUGAAGAGGGAAAACUGUGGUAUGAGCCUGAAUGGUGGAAAUUUGGUGAUCAGAAAACGUACUUUCGUCAUGCAGCUGGUUCUAUUUUUAUACUGUCAAAGAAUUUGGCUCGGUAUAUUGACAUAAACAGUGUAUCUUUAAAGGCUUAUGCUCAUGAGGAUACAUCAGUGGGAUCAUGGAUGAUGGGUCUUCAAGCAACUUAUAUAGAUGACAGUCGAUUGUGCUGCAGUUACUCGAGCCAAGAUAAGGUGUGCUCAUUGGCGUGAGAAUAAAAGCUAGCUGUUUUUUCAUCACUCCUGAAUUCUGUUUGGGCAGGAACUAAGAAUUGCAUUGGGUGCGUAUGGAAUGUGGCCGGGGACCUGAUUCUUUGUAGCAUUUAGUUACCUGAAUGAUUUGUGGAAAAUAUAAGUUACAGCAUUCUUUUCAUCGAGUCAAUCUUACUCAAUACAGAGGAUGUACACAAGUUGGCUGAGACUUUGUACCUACAAAACUGAAACUUGUAUGGAGUUCAGCUUUAGGUGUAUAAUUCUUGGCAUUUUUCUCAAACAGCCAUUUCUUACUUUUCUAAGUUUUAUUUCU